Molecule: messenger RNA, 1223 nt
Organism: Solanum verrucosum
Lineage: Eukaryota; Viridiplantae; Streptophyta; Magnoliopsida; Solanales; Solanaceae
Exons: 3
Coding region: 27-1148 (373 amino acids)
Source: RefSeq, a predicted model, not a curated record
GUCUUGAGUUAAAUAAUAAUUCUUACAUGAGGAUACUUUGUCCAAAUGUUGAUAAAGAAGAUGGGUUGGAGACAGUGCUGGAGGUGCCAAUUCCAGAUGAAAUGUUCAAAAGUAUGGGGAGUAAUGCAGCUCUUAGAUGGCAAAAUAUGGCAACAUGGAUGAAAGCUCAAACAUCUGAUAAAUGGUCAUCACCUAUUGUUGCUGCUCGUUAUAAUGAACUUAGUUUUCUACUUUAUAUGGUGGGAUCUCCUCUUAUCCCUUUUCAAAUCCAAUUGGGCCAAUCCGUUAAUCGCCCUGUCAAACAUUCUUCCAUUGAAGCGUCUACAGCGAAAUACAUAUUGCAACAAUACAUAGCAGCAACAGGGGGACAACCGGCGUUAAAUGCAGUGAAUAGUAUGUGUGUAAUUGGGCAUGUUAAAAUUACUGGAUCUGAUUUCCAUCAAGGUGAUCAAAGUGUGAAGGUGAGAAAAAGUGACGAAAAUGGAGGCUUUGUGCUUUGGCAAAAGAAUCCUGACCUUUGGUGCUUAGAAUUGCUUAUCUCUGGAUGUAAAGUCAUUUCUGGUAGUAAUGGCAAAAUCUCAUGGAGACAAUCUUCUAAUCAAAUUAGGCCUAUCUCCAAGGGUCCUCCUAGACCUCUCCGCCGCUUCCUGCAGGGACUAGAUCCUCGGUCUAUAGCAAACUUGUUUGCGAAUGCAGUCUGCAUAGGAGAGAAGAUAAUAAACGAAGAGGACUGUUUCAUUCUCAAACUAGACACAAAUCAAUCAGCAUUGGAGGCACAAAGCGGUCCAAAUUAUGAAAUACUUCAUCACACCAUUUGGGGAUACUUCAGCCAAAGAUCAGGUCUAAUGAUCAAGUUUGAGGAUUCCAGGUUGCUAACAGUUAAGACCAGCAGGGACGAUGAGGGCGUCUUCUGGGAGACUAGCACAGAAUCUGUUAUGGAGGACUAUAAGCAUGUUGAAGGAGUUAAUGUUGCGCAUAGUGGCAAGACUUUUGUUACAGUUUUCAGAUAUGGUGAGCACUCUGCAAACCACAAGAGGCAGCUGGAAGAAAGAUGGAAAAUUGAAGAGGUAGAUUUUAAUGUUGGAAGAUUGACAACUGAUUUCUUCAUGCCUCCUUCAGAUUUUGAUAAAGAACGUGCUCGAGUCUAGAAUAGAUGAUGGAAAUUAUAUACUUGAAGCAUAUUCAACACAAUUUUGCAGUAUAUACACAAACAGAAAGCUUUU